Funneliformis geosporum is the source of this 1239-nucleotide messenger RNA. The record is from the annotation of a GenBank genome assembly. Lineage: Eukaryota; Fungi; Glomeromycota; Glomeromycetes; Glomerales; Glomeraceae.
AUGGAAGAAGAAUCGACAACAGUGAAAUGUAAAACUUAUGUGCAAACAAAGUUAAGUUUUCCUACAGAAGUAUAUAAUGGUCCCUCUGCAGAGAAAAAAAUACAAAAAGACUAUUCUACACUUUAUGCAAAGGCAAAACAGGAAAUAAAACCAAAGAUUCAAGAUAAAAUUCAAAGUAACCGAAAGAUACCAUCACUUGAUGAAUUUUUAAAAGAUUCAAAAUUAGAAAAAAUCAGUGAUCGUCAACAGCAUCUUGAAACAAAUAUGCAUAAAAAUAAUGUAAUAUAUGAAAAAUCAAAUCCUUCCAAAAGGCUUCGUACUACAUUCUUAAAUUUUGAAAGUAAACAAAAAGAAAUUUUGGAUACAGAUACAGGAAUGCAUUCGGAAUCAUCAAAAAAAGUAUGCUAUGGUUAUUAUUCUAAGUCAUUUGCAGUACUUGCACAAUAUGGAACAUCAAUGAACAACUACAAAAUUUUACGUGAUGAUAAUCUAUUUGAUAAAAAGAUUAAGACAUAUGGAUACAUUAAAAGUAACAAAUGCGAAGAGUACACAACAUCUAAAUAUUGUUUUAAAUGUGAUAAUCUGGCGCAAUUAGAUGCCAUUGAUUGUUUACUUCUCUUGAAAGAAGGUCAGCACAUAUCUGCAAGUAUUAUUUCUCAGUUUGGAAAUAGCUGGAUUCAAUUCGAUGUCAAAAAGUUAUAUGAUACAGUAAUUUCUUCAUUAAAAAAUCGACCUGGUAAUACAAGAUCAACAGAAUUACAACAAUUAUUUAAGUAUGUUGAAAAAGAAAUGUCAGAUUAUUCCUAUUAUACAACCAUUAAUAAAUAUCCUGCACUUGGGCAUAUUAUUGAAGCAGUUGAAACCAAUGGGCUUGAAAAUUGGAUUGGACAAUCUAUUACGAAAGUUAUUGAUAAAAUGCAACGUGAUAUAACUACUAUGAGAGGAAUUGGAGAAUAUCAUGAAAGUUUUAUUGAUUUUUUAAUCGUGCUUAUGUCUAUUAGCACUUUAGCAACACGUUGGCUUACAGCAAAUUUGGCUGGACCAACAAUCCGAUUUUUACGACGUAAAAGAAAUGAAUCAGAUAUCUAUUAUAAUAUUUAUGGAAUAAAUACGUCAAGUUUUUCAGAUAUUAUUACAAUAUGGCGUGAAGCAUAUAAUUAUGCUGGUCCUACUAUAUGUGCAAAAGAUCAAACGAAAGUUGCAGAAUUAAUUGAAGUUUGUAGACAUCGGCAAAAAUAG